UGGGGUAGCUUUUUUGGAAGGGGUGCCUACUGUGAUGUCCUCCUUAACAGGACAUAGGAGCGGGGACUAGUGGUUGGACGAGUUGUGGUACAUUGUUCUAUGAUUCACCUGAGGCUCGAGUGUAUAUGUACUUCAUUUCAAUCCAGACAUUCUAUCGCUUGGGUGGUUUGAUUCUAUUUCUUUAACAAGUCCACACAAAAGGCAUUCUCAAUCCAGAGGCAGUCAUGGUGUCACCAGACAUUUCCCAAAACAACCAGUCAAAUUAUAAAACCUUCGCCUGCCCUUGGACGAGCCACCGUACACCUCUAAUGGCCAAGUUUAAGAAGAUGAACGUUGCGCCGCGCACAAGGUUCGGCUGGGGGCGCUUCACACCUGGGUUCCUCCAGGUCUUCAACUCACCACGAUGGCUUCUGGUCUUCAUGUGCAUAGGAGCUGCGCUGGCAGCCGCCAUCACAUAUGGGUUCGUGCCGAUCAUCCUGUCGACCCUGGAGACCCUGUUCAGCCUGUCCAGCAAACAGAGCGCCGGGCUGGCCAUCACUUACGACAUCUUCGGCGUUAUGUUCAUACCCUUCAUCACGUACUAUGGAGGCAUGCGAGCCGCAAACAAGGUACGUUGGAACAUGCCGCCGAGCACGUUUGGUUCUGGUUAA
Messenger RNA from Branchiostoma floridae (Florida lancelet), 650 nucleotides. RefSeq names its product solute carrier organic anion transporter family member 4A1-like. Gene Ontology annotation, cellular component: membrane. The coding region runs from base 225 to 650 and encodes 141 amino acids. The transcript has 3 exons. Lineage: Eukaryota; Metazoa; Chordata; Leptocardii; Amphioxiformes; Branchiostomatidae. The record is from RefSeq and is a predicted model, not a curated record. Gene Ontology annotation, biological process: transmembrane transport; sodium-independent organic anion transport.